Messenger RNA from Penicillium cosmopolitanum, 717 nucleotides. Its product is annotated as aspartate/glutamate racemase family protein. Lineage: Eukaryota; Fungi; Ascomycota; Eurotiomycetes; Eurotiales; Aspergillaceae. The coding region runs from base 1 to 717 and encodes 238 amino acids. The record is from RefSeq and is a predicted model, not a curated record. The transcript has a single exon. Gene Ontology annotation, molecular function: amino-acid racemase activity.
AUGAAGACGAUUGGAAUUGUCGGGGGAAUUUCCUGGCCAAGUUCAUCUGUCUAUUACAAAAAGAUCAACGAGUACUUCCAAACACGCACUCAAGUUGACGGUCUACAUACGCCUAAGCUUAUAUUAAUUCAAACGGAUCUGGCACUCAUUGUCAAAGCAGAAGAAGAAGACAAUUGGGACGAGGUUGGCAGACUACUUUCUGCAGAAGCAACCAAGCUCAAAAGGGCCGGUGCGGACUUCUUCCUCUUGGCAUGUAACACUGUUCAUGCAGCCGAUGGCUAUAUUGUCAAGAAUGUGGACCUCCCUAUGCUUCAUAUUGUGGAUGCAGCAGCAGGACAGAUAUUGAAGCAUGGUUUCACCACUGUUGGCCUCUUAGGUAGUCGAUACACCAUGACCGGAACGUAUUUUGUUGGACGCCUGAAGGAGAAGUACGGUCUGAACGUGUUGGUUGCCGAGGGGCAACAUGAAGAAAACGUUCACACUGCACUCUUUCAAGAGCUUGCGAGAAAUAUAUUUCUCCCGGAAACGCGCGAAAAGUUCAAAGCCGCGAUUGCAGAUUUGGUUUCACGUGGGGCGCAAGCCAUCAUCCUCGGAUGCACUGAGUUCGGAUUGUUAGUGACUCAAGAAGAUAGUGCUGUUCCUAUUAUCGACACUAGCAUAGCACAUGCGGAAGCGGCGGUUGAUUUGGCACUGAGUCCUGACUUCGGAGGUCUUUAG